UUGAAGGCAUUGGAUGUGUAAAACAAUUAAAAAAAUGCGAGACUUUAUACUCACUUGGCUGGGCCUCCAGUUUUUCGGGGCGAUAAAUGCUCAGAUGUUGCGUAGCCAAAGAAAUCCCAAAAUGUAACUUUGGAGACUCGCAGUGCAUUGUCAAGUCUAUGAACGCGCUGAUACGUAAGUUCCCCAGAGGAAUACCUGCCCUGGGACUUAAGCCCAUCGACGUGGUGGACAUAAAGGACUCUAAGUUCUGGGACGAUGAUCGGGUAGGAGCCUUCUGGCUCAAGUUUUUUCUAUACGAGCAGGUGAACUAUGGAUUCGAGAACACGACCAUCACUAAGGUAAAUGGCUUCGACGAGAAUCCCACCUCCAGUCUGAUAGAGAUUCACGGCCGGAUACCCAGUCUCAUCCACAAGGGUAGCUACUUCUCCGAGGGCAGGGCGUGGCUCGUUCAGAUGAACUCUACCGGCGAAUCCUUUUCGGACUUCCAGAACUUUCGCUUCGUUCUUAAGCUGAAGGUGAUCAUGGAGUAUCGGAACAAUAAGAGAUACUUGAAGAUCUACGAGCUGAAUCCGUUUGUCAACAUGGAUCGCUGGGUGUUCUGGUUGGACAACUUUUUUGCGGAGAACACGGAUGCCACGAUAGCCAUAAACCAUGUAUUCAACAAGCACUGGGUGGAGUUCUGGAACGAACUGGAGCCCCAGAAUCUGAAAAUCUUCGCUGGAGUAUUUCGUGGCAUCUUCGAGGACGUUUUUGCCAAAAUCUCCUACGACGACAUGUUCCUGCCAGUCUACAAAGAAUCCGAAGUGAACGAUUAAAAUCGAAUUGUACAGCAACCGCAUUCCAGUUUUAUUGAAUUUAUGGAAGGACAAAUAUGACUAUUGCACGCAAACCGGUUGAAUUAGCAUUAAAUAUGUUAGUCUAGUCGGUUAGGUUAUUGUAAAUAGUUGAAAAGCUUUUCUAAUAGCCGGUUCUGAGCAGUAGCAAUCGUAUUAAUUGUUUCGUGACUUGACAGUUUUAAUUUGCCAAAUGAAGUGAUGAGAAAGUAUUACCAGAUAGAUUACGUUGUGGAUUUCUUAUAAAUUUAUUUUGAGCUCAAAA
This is a messenger RNA of Drosophila bipectinata, 1098 nucleotides long. Its product is annotated as protein takeout-like. NCBI's taxonomy places the organism in Eukaryota, Metazoa, Arthropoda, Insecta, Diptera, Drosophilidae. The record is from RefSeq and is a predicted model, not a curated record.